GCAUUCUAGGUUUUUUAUGAAGGUUUCUGUAAAAUUUCCUUCCGUAACGGCGUCCCGUUUUCCCUUUCCGGAGUAGGGCUCAAGCUCACAGGUCACAGCUCCUCGCCGCCGCCUUCACCUCCGGCGCCUUCCUCCCUCCACCUCCGCGGCCGCGGCGGAUCUCACGGAGCGGAAGCAGCGGCGGUGGAACGUCUUGACCACCUCCCUGUAGCUGUCAAUUUGGUAGAAAUGAGUAAGCUUGCGAACAUGUUUGCUGUCCUCAAUCUGGACGCCGAGGACGACCGGGUGGAAGUGGAGGAAUUAACAUCCAGCAAAACAGAAGCUGACGCUGCUACAAGAAAGCCUGAGAGAGGUAGCCAGAAUAAAGCAAUGGUUGUAAAUUAUGAUGGAGAAAACCUUGCUUCAUCAUCGAGUGAUUACAAUAUGCCAUUGGUGUGGAUAGACUUGGAAAUGACUGGUCUGGAUAUCACAAAAGAUCGCAUACUGGAGAUUGCUUGCAUUAUAACAGAUGGUAAACUUACCAAACAAAUAGAGGGUCCAGACUUGGUUAUAAGACAGAGUAAGGAACACUUAGAUAACAUGAAUGAAUGGUGUAAAAUCCAUCAUGUGGCAAGUGGACUGGUGGAACAAGUACUAAAUAGUGAGAUUUCAGAGCAUGAUGCAGAGAAACACGUGUUAGACUUUAUUAGGAGGUAUAUAGGUUCAGCUACUCCAUUGAUUGCUGGGAAUUCUGUCUAUAUGGAUUUUCUAUUUUUGAAGAAGUAUAUGCCACAACUUGCAGGCAUAUUCUCUCAUGUGAUAGUUGAUGUGAGCAGUAUAACAGCUUUGUGCAUCCGCUGGUUCCCAAAAGAAAGGAAGGCAGCUCCAAAAAAGGAGAACACCCAUAGGGCGAUGGACGAUAUUAGAGAGAGCAUCAAGGAGCUACAAUACUACAAGGAGAACAUUUUCAAAUCACGGAGAUCUAAGUAGUUAGCCUAUGGUGGUGGAUCGUAUGAGGGCAUCCUCAAUUAAUUGUGUCACAUUCAAUUGGUGGCCUGCUUAGCGAAUUGGGAGAAAAUAACCGUGUUCAAGAGUUUUGGAUUGUAAAUUUUCCAUACUUUGGGGCAGUUGAAAAUUUGGUUUGAUUUAUGUAUGAUUAUUGACCUUUGAUGGAACUAUUUUUUAGGGGACCUUUGAUGGACUUGAUCUGAACACUGUAUCUGGGACUCCGAACUGUCAUUUGACCAUGGUGUAACUGUGGAGUGCAUGUCAUAUUCUCUUUAUCACUGACAAAAUACCGCUCCUCUGUGAGCUUCUAAGA
Messenger RNA from Phragmites australis (common reed), 1300 nucleotides. Its product is annotated as oligoribonuclease-like. The coding region runs from base 229 to 969 and encodes 246 amino acids. Lineage: Eukaryota; Viridiplantae; Streptophyta; Magnoliopsida; Poales; Poaceae. The transcript has 9 exons. Gene Ontology annotation, molecular function: nucleic acid binding; 3'-5'-RNA exonuclease activity. Gene Ontology annotation, cellular component: mitochondrion. The record is from RefSeq and is a predicted model, not a curated record.